Molecule: messenger RNA, 784 nt
Organism: Uloborus diversus
Lineage: Eukaryota; Metazoa; Arthropoda; Arachnida; Araneae; Uloboridae
Exons: 4
Coding region: 234-665 (143 amino acids)
Source: RefSeq, a predicted model, not a curated record
GCACCUAUCUCGACUGUUUUCUCGCAGGAAUAAAACGUCUUAGAAAUACAGAGGUAUACUUUUAGGUUUAGUUUUAUCGCAACUAUUUUCUAAAAAUCCAUGAUGUUAUUAAUCAUCGACUGUCAACAAGGGCCAUUUAGUUAUAGAUUCGAUUUACGCGUUUCAACACCUUAAAGUUUCUUUUUUAGUCGCUGCUGUUCGAGCCGAAAACAGCAUAAGAGUUUCCCGAAAGGAUGCUUAAGCUAAGUGUGAUUGAGAGAAACCUACUAAUCAACAAAUUAACUGGUGCUAUUAUUUUUCUUGCGAUUGCGACGACUGGAUUUUUCUAUUUCGUCAUUGGCGAUAAUUGGAAUGCUUCUAUAUGGUGUUUCCUUCUAGAUGUAACCUGCUUUUCUGUGCUGUACUUCAAUUUUCACAUGUUACAAGAUAAGCUGCAGAAGUUCACGAAGUUGACUUUCACCAUCAUAAAGUUCGUCGCUCUUAUGCUUUCCCUUGUUGGACUUGUGUGCACCGUGACGUAUACAAUUAUAGCUGCAAUUAGAGAAGAAAAAUUUCAUGAGCAACGCUACUAUUUUGCAGCAAUUGCUUCAGCUGGAUCGUUUUUCUGGUCAUCUGUGUUCUUUUUUGACACGAGGAAAUAUGAACUCUGCGCCGAAUAUUUCUGAACAGUUUUAUAAUUUAAGUAGUAAUGUACUAUAUUAUAUUAUAUUCAAUCACUAAGUAAUGUAACGUUGUAGAUAUUAUAUACAUUACAUGCAGAAAUUGUAUCGGUUUUUAAUAAAUA